This is a messenger RNA of Monopterus albus (swamp eel), 1106 nucleotides long. RefSeq names its product dimethyladenosine transferase 2, mitochondrial-like. NCBI's taxonomy places the organism in Eukaryota, Metazoa, Chordata, Actinopteri, Synbranchiformes, Synbranchidae. Bases 108 to 1091 code for a protein of 327 amino acids. Gene Ontology annotation, cellular component: mitochondrial matrix. Gene Ontology annotation, molecular function: rRNA (adenine-N6,N6-)-dimethyltransferase activity; mitochondrial transcription factor activity. The transcript is spliced from 6 exons. Gene Ontology annotation, biological process: rRNA methylation; transcription initiation at mitochondrial promoter. The record is from RefSeq and is a predicted model, not a curated record.
UUGAAAUCCCUUGUCCUCUUUUCUCACUGUUCCUUCUAGGCAGUGACCUCUUGAAGAGGUCACUAAACCCCUCACAUCUUUCUCUAUACUAGAUCCAGUGAUCCACCAUGCCCAGGCAGAUCUGUAGAGUGGUGGAGCUGGUGGUGCGCUCUGCUUGCUGCCAGGCCAUCAGACGUAGAACCUGUUUGCACAAGGCAGUAUUGGUCCCUAUGGCUCCGUCUGGCCUCUGUGCUACUGGGACUUCUAUUCUUUAUAGAAGGGCUUACAGCCUGGACUCCCCCUCUUCAGGUCCUGGUUGGCCCAUGCUUGGUUCAAGUUCACAGCAGCCCCAUACAGAUAGGACAUCCCACUCGUCUGCACGCACACACACAAACCUGUCUGCUGUGGCUGUACAGGGCCAGUGUCGGCCUCUGUGCCGGUAUGACUUCUUGGACCUUGGAGAUGUAGAGGAGAAUGUUCACCGUGCUCAGGCCUGCAAAACAAUGAGACACUUCAUUGUGGACCCAGAACUGGCAAAAGUAGUAGCACAGCACCUAGGACCCGAGGAUGCUAAAACUGUUAUCUUUGAAUGUAACCCAGGUCCUGGGGUGUUGACUAGGACACUGCUUAAUGCUGGCGCUCAGAGAGUUGUGGCUCUUGAAGGGGACAGGCCCUUCCUUAACGAUCUACAGGAGUUGGAAGGUCGUCUUGAUGGUCAGUUGGAAGUGGUCCACUGCGAUUACUUUAAACUAGACCCUAUUGGCAGUGGAAUUGUAAGACCCCCAGUCAUGUCUGCUGACAAACUGUUCACUGAUCUGGGAAUAUCAGAAUCUAGCUGGACUGAUGACAUCCCAGUGAAGGUGGUGGGUAUCAUGCCCCAGCGUAAUGAGCGCGGCACGCUGCUGAAGAUGAUUUACGCUUUGUUUCAACGGCUAAGUGUCUACAGAUAUGGAAGGAUAGAGCUCAACCUCUUCAUAAGCGAGAAGGAGUACCUGAAACUGGUGGCACGUCCGGGUCAAAUGAUGAACUACAGAGCCUUCGGUGUCCUCUGGCAGAUGGCCUGUGAUAUCGAACUCCUGCACAAGGUAGCGUACGGGGAAGGAUGCCAAUAACAUUUUGAUUAUGCA